AUGCCCGUAUCGAUAUUGGACUUACCCGAUGAUAUCUUACUAGAAUUCUGUUGUGGAUAUUUAUCCGUACAGGAUUUAUGUCACUUGGAGCAAGUGUGCCGACAAUUUUAUUCUUUACUUAAUUCCUAUACUUCACCCUGGAAGCGAAUUCUUGUCAAGUUAACGAAUGUUUCGUUUUCUCAAUUGAAAAAUGCUAUCGGCUGUCCAACAUUUGAAAACAUUUAUCAAAAACCGUCAAUCAUAUCCCACUCAUUCCAUCUCCCACUCGAAUAUCAACACGAAAUUCUGUUUAAUCGUUCCAAUGAGUUGCCUUCUAUUCUUCCAGUCGAUUAUCGUCGACCAUCUAAUCAAUUAGUUUCUUGUUCAAAAGUUGAUUGUGAUGUACGUCGUUUUGCAAAAGAUUACCGCAGUCGAAUACCAUUAGCAUUCCGUUGGAACCGUGAAAAUAAUUACGUAGAUCAUACUUUGAUUAAAUUUGUUCGUCGAACUCAAACUUCAUUACUUCAAUACGAUGAACAUAAUCAUCAUCUUUGGUUUUCCAAGGAUGGCACACUGCGAUGCUUGAAUCUAUCAACGAAUCAAAUUCAGUAUUCACAUGAAUAUGAGCACGAUGAUAUACUUUGCUAUAAAGUCUAUGAUCGACAUCUAAUUGCUCUGGCAAAUGGAAAUUCGUUGAGAAUCAUUUGUCGACAAACGAACGAUGUUCAUACAUGUGACAAUAAUCAAAGCAUUGCUCCUACUGACAGUAAAUGGAAUGAUAUACUUUCCUUAGAUGUUUACUCCAAUGAUCAAGAAAGGUAUUUGAUAAUUAAUGGCUCACGUGAUCAUUCUGUUUCGAUACGCGCCUUUGAUAUGUCUUCACAAGUUCAUCAAAUGAUCUGGAGCACCAGAGUUGACGAUCGUGUUCUAUGUAAUCGAUUUACUAGUGAUGGACAGCAUUUCUUAAUUGGUACUGGUAGUAGAACGAAUAUUUAUCCGUUGGUGUUAUUCAAUACUGAAAGAGCUCAACCAAUUCAUGUCUAUGAUGCAAACUAUCGCGUUGGUGCUGGAGUACGUUGUAUCGAAUGGGUUUCAUCGAAUGUUUUCAUCGCUGCUGGUUUCGAUAGUCAAUUCAAGGAAUUCGAUCUACGUACAGGCAUGUGUCACUAUACAUUCGAUGAUGAAUUCGGCAAUGAUUAUUGUUCAUUGGCUGCUUCCGCUGAUCAAAAUGAUGUAUCAAACGGCAUUGUGCUGGGUUGUAAUCGUCAUUCAACUGUCCGUCUUGUUAAUCGUAGACAACGACAACUACAAAAGGUCUUUUUUGUUUCGACACAAGUUAGUCCGGUACAUAGCUUGGCUAUAACACCGGAAUAUCUAUUUGCAUCGUUGGAUCGGUCUAUAGUUGCGUUGGAUUUUACAAAAAACAAUAGACAUUUAUCUCAAGUUCAUUACAGAUUUUGA
Messenger RNA from Adineta ricciae, 1440 nucleotides. The record is from the annotation of a GenBank genome assembly. Lineage: Eukaryota; Metazoa; Rotifera; Eurotatoria; Adinetida; Adinetidae.